Messenger RNA from Acaulospora colombiana, 537 nucleotides. The record is from the annotation of a GenBank genome assembly. NCBI's taxonomy places the organism in Eukaryota, Fungi, Glomeromycota, Glomeromycetes, Diversisporales, Acaulosporaceae.
AUGAAUAAUCCACCAAAAUGGAUGUUAAUAGAGAAUGUUAAGGGAUUUGAGGCAAAGAAGAAACCACUUGCAUUCAAAAACCUCGUCGAUGCGCGCAAGAUUUUAUUUUAUAUACCUUGUUCAUCUUACGAUCAACCUUUUGUAGACACUAAAGAUGUCAUCGCAGAGUUGACAACUAGUAUGAAAAUUAAAUCCAUAAAAGACUAUUUACGGAAUGAUGUUGAUUUAAAUGAAGAUAAGCGAUAUCUUGUUCCUGACAAAGCAUCGCAAGUCUUUAACCAAAUAUCUCAAAAAGCAAACUCAUUUCCCAUCCCGUUCCCAACAUUAUCAUCAACCCAGGAAAUUCUCACAAUAUUGGCUACGUUAAAACUUCGUUAUUUUACUGAAUACGAAAUUUCUUCGAUUAUGGGGUUCCCCGAAGAGUUCUCAUUUCCUCCCGAAGUUUCUUUAAAACAAAGGUACAAAGUACUGGGAAAUAGUAUUAACGUAAAAGUUGUGGCAGAAUUAAUAAAAUAUUUACUUUUGGAUAAGGAAUGA